UUUCAAAGCAGAACAUUCUAGCAGGAGUCUCCCUCCCAUCAAGAUAUUAGGAUCGACGAGGAGAAAUUGGGAUAAAUUCAAAUAUCGCGGGGCGGAGCUGUGAAAUCGGCGCGGUGAACCCCGUGGCGCGUUGUUGUGAUCUAAUAUGGCGGAGUGUAAUGUUGUGGCUGCUGAGUGUCUACGUGAAUUAUAGAACGUGAAUAGAGAUCAUCGGCGGGGUAGGGUGAUCGGGAUGAUGUAUUGUGCGGACGUUGCGUCGUUGGAUUGACUCUCGUAACGGUACGCGGAUAGCGUCGAGGAGCCGCGGAUUGUCCCGACCGCUUAAACACGACCGCGCGUUGUUUUCCGUCAACGAAAGAAUUACACAUAUUAUUUCGGUGUGGUGUAUACACACGCACACAAGUUCACACAUCUUCCGAUUCGUCUAAAGACGUGCCGCUGUUAAGAUUCUACACAAAUUUUCUACCGUUCGUUUCGCUGCAGCCGUUUUCGUCGCUGCCGUCGCUACAAACACCGUUGAAGAGAGUAGCAACAGCAACAGCAGCAGCAGCAGCUUAGUGUUGUCGGUGGAUCGCCUUUACGUUUAGGGGGUUGAGGGGGAAACUUGGCCGACGAUUGUAGUGUAUCAAGCCUGCAUAGUUUUUUGGUAGAACCCGUCAAUUUUCUAUCGCCAAUCAAUUAUCGUUUAUUGUUAUUGUUUUUUCCGUCCGUUCUCUAUCGUCGAGUUUCCGUUAUCCGCAGGCAACGGACGUACGACGACCAAAUGAUCAUAUAACUGUGGACGACGACAGGCAAUAACGCACGCACGCAUGUGUACGACGUGUCGUGUCGUAGUAUGCGUACGACAUGUUAUAAAAAAAAGAAAAAACAAAAGAACGUGCGAAAAGUGCCGCUGAGAGAGUAGCAGGAGGAGAGAAAGGGAUAGUAGUAAGAAACUGUGGAAGAGAACGACGAUAUCGAGGGAAGAAACACAGUCGGUGAUUAUUUUGGUGAAAAAUAAAGAGAGAUAAAGAUAUAAGAGAAGAACUGUCUGAGAAGAAAGUCAUAUAUUUUAUCACGCUUAAUCAAACGGGUGGUGAUUGACGAUCGUGGAGAACCAACCGAGUCGUAUUAAGUGCAAACGCUUAUGAAUAUUGAGUGGAGUAAUAAGUGAAUGAGUGAGUGUAAGAUCGUACGGGAAACACGACGACAAUCCUCGAAUUCCCGCGCUACCGAUAUUGUACACAGGCAGCAGCAACCCUGCGUGAUUGCUAAAUCUCUGAGGAGAAAGAAAAAGGAGCAGGCAUCGAAUAGAUAUAAUAUAAAGUUAUAGUAAUAAUAAUGAUAAUGAAAAUCGGUGCAAGGAAGGUUGAAAAAAAAAGGGGGUAGACAAACAAUACUAUUAACGAUAUAUAUAUACACACACACACACAAACACAUACACGUGCAUAUGUAACACGGCUUACGCACACUCGCAUAUUCUACGUUGUUUGUAGACAGUUACAGUCUGGGGAGAGAGAAAAGUAAAGAAAAAAGCAAAAUGCGGCGCAAACUUACAUACUACUGAAAAUAUCUGGGCGUUGAAUUAUCGGUGACUCUGAAAACUGAGCGCGAAGAUUUGAAGGAAUAGACAUACAUACCCAAAGCCAAAUAACAAUAAUGCGGAUUUUAUUGCCUAGGUCGAUCGUCAAAGGUUGUUCGACUUACACGGACACUUGAUCAGGCGCUGGGAGGAUCUUUCAAGACCUCGAAUCAGGGGAGAAAAAGAAAGUGAAGACAGAAAAGAGACAACAGAGAAAGUAAAACAAACGCCAAUCAUAACCUAUGAUGCGAAUCUUUUUGUGGUGACGUCAUAAAUAUAGUUAUAGAGGUAGUAAUAAUAAUUUGGGUUUCUUGAGAAAGAAAAGAGAAGUAAGAAAGUAUACAUAUUCGAGUAGAUAGACACUAUAGAUGCUGUUUUGGUAGUUAUAAUAUAUAUUUGAAUCGAAGAGAAUACCACAAUGACGGACACGCGAAGAAGAGUCAAGCUAUACGCUCUGAACGCCGAUCGGCAGUGGGAUGAUCGCGGUACCGGACAUGUCUCGUCAUCGUACGUCGACAGAUUGAAGGGAAUCUCACUUUUGGUCAGAGCCGAGAGCGACGGAUCACUUUUACUAGAAAGCAAGAUUCAACCUGAUACCGCGUAUCAAAAACAACAGGACACACUGAUUGUAUGGUCGGAAGGAGACAACUUUGAUCUGGCGCUGAGCUUUCAGGAGAAGGCAGGGUGUGACGAGAUAUGGGAAAAGAUAUGUCAGGUACAGGGCAAGGAUCCGUCUGUGGAAAUAACGCAGGACAUAGUAGAGGAGUCCGAGGAUGAGAGGUUUGACGACAUGUCGGACUCGGCACCGCCGAUCGAGUUGCCUCCGUGUGAAUUAGGUCGGCUGGAGGACAUAAACGAGCUGGUGGGUAACUGUUUAUCGUCGCCGAUAAGGAAGGAGAAGCUGGCGAUGGCGUUGGAGUCUGAGAGUUAUAUAAAGAAGCUGUUGAACUUGUUCCAUACGUGUGAGGACCUUGAGAACAUCGAGGGUCUCCACCACCUCUAUGACAUAUUCAAAAACAUAUUCCUUCUAAACAAGAACGCCCUCUUUGAGGUGAUGUUUGGAGACGAUACGAUAUUCGACGUCGUUGGCUGCCUUGAGUACGAGCCCACGCUUCCGCAGCCAAAGCGUCACAGAGAGUACCUCAGACAGCUGGCACGGUUCAAGCAGGCGAUCCCAAUCACGAAUGCCGAGCUACUCGCCAAGAUACACCAAACCUAUCGUGUCCAGUACAUUCAGGACGUGGUUCUGCCUACACCCAGCGUCUUCGAGGACAACAUGCUCAGCACACUGAGCAGUUUCAUAUUUUUCAAUAAGGUGGAAAUCGUCACGCUAAUACAGGACGACGAGAAGUUCCUCACAGAGCUAUUCAGCCAGCUUACGGACGAGUCAACAUCGGAUGCUAAGCGGCGAGACCUUGUCCUGUUCCUCAAGGAGUUCUGCAACUUCUCCCAGAAUCUCCAGCCGCAGGGAAAGGAGGUAUUCUACAAGACCCUCACUGCCCUUGGCAUUUUUCCUGCCCUUGAAAUCACUCUCGGCAUAAACGACGCACCGACCAAAACGGCCAGCAUUGACAUUCUUACGUACAUUGUUGAGUACUCACCUAGCGUUGUGCGGGACUACACGCUGCAGCAAAUCAACAACACAGAGCAGGAGCAGAUGCUGAUCAACGUCGUCGUCGCCCAACUCGUUGGGGAUAGUGAUCCAGAACUUGGCGGAGCCGUCCAACUCGCCGGCGUUCUUCGCCUGCUUUUGGAUCCUGAAAAUAUGCUCGCAUCUGUUAACAAGUCGGAGAAAACCGACUUUCUCAAUUACUUUUACAAAAACAGCAUUUGCACUUUGAUUGCCCCGCUCCUGGCAAACACCAUUGGUGAGAGGCCUGCGCGCGAGGAUUACAGGACUGUCCAGCUGCUCGGUCUCAUUUUAGAACUCUUGUCGUUCUGCGUUGAGCAUCAUACCUAUCACAUUAAAAAUUGUAUUCUCAAUAAGGACUUGCUGAGGAGAAUACUCGUUCUCAUGAAGUCGACGCACACGUUCCUUGUCCUCUGCGCCUUAAGGUUUAUGAGAAAAAUCAUUGCUCUGAAGGACGAGUUUUACAACAGAUACAUAAUCAAGGGAAACCUGUUCGCCCCCGUAUUUGACGCUUUUGUCAGAAAUAAUGGCAGGUACAAUCUGCUCGAUUCAGCGAUUCUAGAAAUGUUCGAAUUUAUCAAACUGACCGCGUUCCAGGAGGAUAUAAAGUCGCUGUGUUCUCACGUCGUCGAGAACUUUUCCAAGGAAUUGGAGGCCAUUGAUUAUGUUCAGACUUUCAAAGCGCUCAAACUGAGGUAUGAACAGCACCAGGACAAACUGAAAGAUCGCGACAGAGGCGCCUUGGACAGCGUCCCCUCGAUAUUAAGGAACAGCCGAUACCGUCGCGAUCAGCGGCAGCUCGACGAGGAAGAGGAAAUGUGGUUCAACGAGGAGGAGGACUUCGAUGAGGGAGAAGCGGUCGUUCCCGCGGCUGCAACGGACAUUGUGCCGCCGGCUGCUGCCAAAAAACAACCCCCAACGCCUAAUCCGGCACCAGAUCCUAAUCCUGUGGAUCCGAAGACUCCACAGCUGCAACAGCAACAGCAACAAACUGUACUCAAUAAUAAUGCAACGACGCACCAACAGCAGCAACAACAACCGCCACAACAACAACAACCGCAAUUGAACAGCAUCCAACCUUCCAAUGAUUCUCCGUUACCCGCCGAGAGUGCUACGAGUCCAAGCGUUGUGAUAGAAAAGACUGGAGCUGCUAUAUUUAGGAAGGGUCUUGUCGACUAUGAGGGUGAUUCGGACGAGGAGGAGGAGGAUUCCGAGUUGAGUCCGACGCCGAAGCGGCAGCGGCUCUCAUAGUCCAUUGUAGAAUAAAUGGAUGGCGUCGUGUUAUCGCCGUGUGACGUGAUGAACGAAUAUGAUAUACAUAUAUCCAUGUUCCCGAGCCUAGCUCGUAGAGGAUAUAUCUGUGCGUGUGUGCGUGCGUGUCUGUAUCGAGGGCCGCGAAAGGACGGGAGGGAGGACCAACUCGAGUAUAUCUAUCCGCGCGUCGAAACUGGCUAUAAAGGAAACGGAAAAUUUAAAAGAAAAAACAAAAUUAUACACGAAACGACGAUAAAAGGAAAAAGAAGAAAAUAAAUAAAAAUUGUACUAGCGCGGAAAUUGAUGUGAAAGAUCGGUUUUUCAAAUGCGAAGAAGCAACCGCAAGCGAACAAGUAAGGUGAAACAAAACAAAGUAUGCAACGAAGAGGAGAAUGAAGAGGAGCUGGAGAAGAAAGGGCAAUGUGGUCAAACUACACCGAGCACGAGAUACACGCAUACAUACAUACGAUAUACUAUACAUAAAUAUACAAACAUACUUAUAUGUAUAUAUGCAAGAUAUACAUACAUAAAUACAAGUGGUUAAGAGGAAAAAGGAUGGAAAAGUAUAGAGACAGGGUGAGAGCGAAAGAGAGAGUGAAAAGAGCAAGGCGAAGGGAAUAUUUGAACUUUUAUAUAUAUAUGCGACAGUGACUAGGGAGCAAUACUCUUCCAUUCUAGAAUCUUUGCGCCGGCAAUGAUUUUCAGAGGUUGAGAAAUGUAAUUUGUUUUGAUACAGUUUUCAGUCAGUCGGAAAAGAGAAAUUCAUUCAUUCUAUGGGCUCUGGGUGAACCAGAUUUUUUCAGCUGUCGAAUACACUGAAAUUUUAUCAAAUCUUAGCAAAGGCACCCUCGGACUACUUGACAGGAUGAGAGGAAGCGCGCGAGGCAACUCGGUGUUGUAACUAUAACAUUAAAACUAAACGCAGCUUGUCGACUAUAACGGUUCUAUUUGUCAUUCGACGUACCGCGAUUGGUACCGGUCCACUGAAGCAAAUCAAAGAGAUUGAAGAACAAGAAGGAUAAGGCAAAGUAAAGAAAAACUAAUGUACAUGACGUACAGAAGACGAAGAAUUAACACUGUGCUUUCCUCUCGGUGUCGUGCUGCGCCUGGAAGAGAAAGAAAGAGAGAAAGAGAAAAUCAACGGAUUAAGGGAAAAAUUUAACAAUCGACGCAUCUAUUUGAAUCAUACUUUUUAUUGAUAUUUUCUUUUGGUUUUCUCUCUCUUCCUAUCCUCGUAAUUAUUUUCUUGUUUAGAUCAGCUCCGUCAUACUGUACAUUUGUCAGCGAUUAAAUAAGUUUCAUCUAUCUUUUUUUGUUUCUCCUAUCAUCAUUUGCAAUGCUCCAAACUUAUUUCAUUUUCAUUUCCUAUCCAGAUGACGAGAUAGUGAGGGAUUAUUUUUGAAUAAUUUAUCGAUGUUUAAAAUGAUCAAUCGCCAUUUUCAUAUCUUUUCAUUCGAAUUUUCCAUCACUUUGAAUAAUUGGUAUUCUUCACUCGCAGGCUGUAAUAAUAAUAAUUGUGUAUAGGGUAUAAUAAUUUUUUCAAAGUGGUAUACGUAAUCUGAUUUAUUGUUAUUAUUAUUACUAUUAUUGUUAUUAUUAUUAUUGCUAUUAUUAUCAUUAAAAAUAUUAUUAUUACUUUUACUGAUACUGUUAAUGCUAUUGUCACUACAGUACUACUAUUACAAACUACUACACAACUACCACCAACUACUAUUACUUCUAUUAUUGAUUGACUAGGUGAGAAGAACAGGUCGCAGGGAGCUAAUCUGUACAUAGAAUUUGAUAAACAACAUACGAAAAGGAAGUAAUGAAUAAAUUCAUACCGCCCGGACUGACGUCAGACGAGAGUGUAGCAGAGUAUAUAAUAUUAAUAAAAUUAGAUAAGGAGAGAAGGAAGGUAAGAAAAAAAAACUACGAACAACGGAGGGGAAAGAUGGAAUUGGAAAAUUGAGUAAACGGAACUAAACAGUGGAUUAAACUAUGUUUAACGGACGCUUAACGUCGUUUGUACCAGUCCGUGUGUUUUACUAUGAUUUUUAUUACGUAACGCACGAUUCAAUUUAUCGUUCGAUACUAGAGGGAGGGAAAUUUUUAAACAUUUUAUGAUCGGCAACGAGAGGGUGGGGGGGGGGGGGGGAAGAUUUUAACAAAUGAAUAAAAUGAGACUAAAUAAAGAUAUCGUAAAGAAUGAAGCCAACAUACGCGAUGAAGAAUAGUGUAAGUAGUAAAGAACGACUAAAGUAAACAAACAACAAUAAGAACAAAACAGAUGUUGUCGUAAAUUUAAAUAACGACUAAGUAAUUAAUUAAUUGAUUAUUAUAACUAAAUAAGUAAAGUAAACUAAGUAUAUACAAAUAUAAGCGAUUAGUUAAUAAAUACGAAUAAUUAAGUAAUUAAUAACUGAAUAAAAGUACGGUCGAGUGCUACUUUUUCUUUCUAAAUGUAUAUUUGACACAGAUUCAUGCGAAAGUAACAAUGAUUUUACGGCAAAAUUUUUCUUGAAUGUUUUUUUUUUUCCUUUUUUUUUCUUUACUAUCCGUAUGUUGUUUUCCUUCCAUCAGACAUUGUCGUUUCUAAAUUCUGUAUGCUGUACAACAAAUGAAAUAUCUGUAGGUGUAUAUCGUGUGAUUUUAAACGUAACGACAGUGAAAAGAAAAACAAACAAAAAAAAAAAAAGAAGUGAAAGUGAGAGAGAAAGAAUUAUACAUACAAUGCACCGUCCGUUUGUCGUUAUUAACGGGAUUUUUUUUUUCUAAUGCUUCUUUUCUCUUUCUCUAUUGAAUGAUUGAAGAGAAAAACACAUGUGCACCCAUACGCCCAGAGGAGAGAAAUAGAAUCUCCUUUCAAUGUCAAAUUUAUCACAAUGAUUGCUACGAUGAUGAUAAUAAUAAUAAUAACAAUAGUAGAAAUAGUAAUGCUCGUUCUACUUUGUAUAACAGUUACUCGCAUAUGUAUACUUUAUAUAAUUACUAAUGCGAUUGAUCUCUAAUUAUACAUAUUCUCCAGUAUUGUAUACCUAUGCGUAGUAAUGCAUUAAUUGAAAACUUUACGACGUACAAUGAUAUUAUUAUUGUUAUCGUCGUUGUUGUUGUUAUUAUUAUGCGUCAUGUGUGAAGUUGGAUAAUAUUGUGACAACGUAUCUUGAUAAUGAUUUGGGUAGAGGAUAGCGUGCCAGAAAUCCUUGAGACAAAAAUUAGCACGAAUUCGAAGGUGGGCAAAAGAAACGUAUAUAAUAUUCGACCAUGGAGAGAAUAAAAUAUAAUUAUGAUGUUCGAAGAGAAGAAGAAUGGCAAUUGGUGAAAAGAAGAGAGUAGAUCUUUUCGCUACUAAAACGAAAAAAAGGAACAAUGUUAAUCAAUCAAUCAUUGUUUUCGAAUUACGUUUUCAGCUCUAAUCGAUCAGCAUAUUAUAGUUUGGUACGAUAUGUUUAUUGUACGUACUAUCAUAUUGAAAUGAAAAUGAAUAUGAAUGAAAGAAAAAGUGACGAAAACAUGAGACAACAGAGAGAGAAAUUCUCCAAAAGUAUAAUAAUCACACCUACCUAUUAGUUAUGACGAAUGAACAAUGAGAAACGUUCGUACGACGUAUGUGUUUAUGUAUGUUUAAUGUAUAGUUGUUACCAAAAUCAAGAUAAUUUUGGCGACUAAAUGCCCCGGGCUGGAUGAACGAUAACAUACUAUUAUCAUUAUUACUACUAAACAAUAAAUUAUUAUACAUUAUUAUUACUGCUCCUACUACUACUACUAUUAUUAUUAUUAUCAUUAUUAUAAUAUCCGUUACGUCACUGAUCAAAAUUAAAAACAGCAAAUUAACACCAACCUAAACGUAGUAAAAAAAAAAACAAACCGAGAAUAGCAACGACGUACGAAUUGCCUGCUUCAUUAUAAUUAUAAUUUUACUCUCAAGCAAGAAGAAAACUUUUUUUAUUUAAUCAUUGCGCGACGACAAUGCGGAUUGAGAAAAAGAUUUAAAAUAUCUCCAAAAUUCGCUUUUAAACUAUAGCAAUGAAAUUUUUGUCGUGCGUUUACGCAUGUUCAUGUAUAUAAAUAUAGUUAGUUGAAUUUUAUCGAAGAAUCAAUUUUGUGGAAGAAAAACGAAUUGUGAAGAAAACGUGAUAAGAGAAAAAUCUUUAUUUUUCUUGCAAAAAUUUAAAGAUACAAAUAAUAAAAGAACAAAAUAGAACUUUACAUGCAUUGUAAUGUUUGAUAUCAAAUAGCAAAUUGUUAAGAUGUACAUUAAUUAUUUCACUCAAUCGAUAAUAUAUUUCCAUACACUGGUGAUUGAUUUGAUUUGGAAAUAAAUUCAAUGCCAUUGAUAUAGCCGAAAAUAUCGCUAACAGCAGUGUACAAAACAAAGUGACUUUUGAAUCGACACCACAGAGACAAUGAAUAGAAAAAAUUUCUCUAGUGAUUUUAGUACUGCGUUUUAAACAUUGAAGAAGAAAAGACGAUCAAAUCCAGCCCGAACUACGGCAUAGUACACUUACAUGAGCAGCAAAGAGCGUUAUCGAAGGGGAGAAAAUUUUUAUUUAACAUCUCUUUUUUUUUUUCUUCUCUUUUUGUUUAACGAAUGAUUGUAAAUGAAUACAAAUUACAUGAAUGUGUAGAAGCGCGGUGAUGAAAAAAAAGGAAGAAAAAUUUAAUAAUAAUAUUGGUUAAUGAUAAAAUAAGGAGGAAGAAAAAAAAUAUUUAAUUAAAUAAAUCUUAAAAUUAGAAAAGAACUUGGAUUAAUUUUCACGCUCAAUUCCCUUACCCGAUCGAGGUGCAUUUAUUUAACUAUAAUCACCCGUCAUUCUGGCAAUGAUACAUUUCAAUGAUAUGCCACCAUAGCUUUGUAUGUUAAAAUUGAGACGAGUACAGAAUUCGGUUGUGAAUCGAAUACAUCUGCAAAAAGGUCACAAAACUGUAUGCAUGUGUUAAAAAAAUUGCUUAUCAUAAUAUUUUGAUAAAAUCGCAUGUAGUAGCUUUUUGAAUAGCAAUUCAUCUGUAAGUGUUCUUCGUGCGUAUAAACAUCCAUUUGAUACUAUCUUUGUUCACAAGCCAUUGACAAUAUUAUUGAAAAAAAUCAGCUUAACUGGAAACCUAUUUAUUUUAUAUGUAAGAUUCAUAAUAUCGCUACUAAUAUCGUCUUAGUUGACAUUACGAUAAACAACGUCUAUUAUUAUCAUCAAUAUCAUUAAUGCUAUUCUAAAUAUUGGAUCAUCAUAGUUUAAUGUUUCUUUGUCUUCGAA
Molecule: messenger RNA, 9676 nt
Organism: Neodiprion virginianus
Lineage: Eukaryota; Metazoa; Arthropoda; Insecta; Hymenoptera; Diprionidae
Gene: flfl
Product: serine/threonine-protein phosphatase 4 regulatory subunit 3
Exons: 5
Coding region: 1980-4442 (820 amino acids)
Biological process (GO): DNA damage response; protein dephosphorylation
Cellular component (GO): nucleoplasm; protein phosphatase 4 complex
Molecular function (GO): protein phosphatase activator activity
Source: RefSeq, a predicted model, not a curated record